Onychomys torridus (southern grasshopper mouse) is the source of this 463-nucleotide messenger RNA. RefSeq names its product 40S ribosomal protein S13-like. The record is from RefSeq and is a predicted model, not a curated record. Bases 8 to 463 code for a protein of 151 amino acids. Gene Ontology annotation, biological process: translation. Lineage: Eukaryota; Metazoa; Chordata; Mammalia; Rodentia; Cricetidae. Gene Ontology annotation, cellular component: cytosolic small ribosomal subunit; nucleolus; ribosome. Gene Ontology annotation, molecular function: small ribosomal subunit rRNA binding; structural constituent of ribosome. The transcript has a single exon.
CGCCAUCAUGGGUCCCAUGCACGCUCCCGGGAAGGGCCUGUCCCAGUCGGCGCUGCCCUACCGCCAUAGUGUCCCCACGUGGCUGAAGCUGACGUCUGACGACGUGAAGGAACAAAUUUACAAACUGGCCAAGAAAGGCCUGACUCCCUCCCAAAUAGGUGUGAUCCUGAGGGAUUCGCAUGGUGUGGCACAGGUCCGUUUUGUGACUGGUAACAAAAUCCUGAGAAUCCUUAAGUCAAAAGGCCUUGCCCCUGACCUCCCUGAGGAUCUGUACCAUUUGAUAAAGAAAGCGGUGGCUGUCCGAAAACAUCUUGAGCGGAACAGAAAGGAUAAGGAUGCUAAAUUCCGCCUGAUUCUGAUAGAGAGCAGAAUUCACCGGCUGGCUCGUUACUAUAAGACUAAGUGGGUCAUCCACAGCCUCUGCUCUAGUGGCAUAAAUUCUCUCAAGUAUACACAGCAAUAA